Durio zibethinus is the source of this 2455-nucleotide messenger RNA. RefSeq lists its product as uncharacterized. Gene Ontology annotation, molecular function: protein binding. NCBI's taxonomy places the organism in Eukaryota, Viridiplantae, Streptophyta, Magnoliopsida, Malvales, Malvaceae. The record is from RefSeq and is a predicted model, not a curated record.
GUUUAUUUCCUUUAUAGUAGUUUUUAUUGGUUCAAUUAAAUAAAUUGCUCCUCAGGCAUUGCCUGGGUAGAGUAUGGCAUGUUACCUUGUCAUACUUUACAGUCAACUCGAACAUUUUGCCAUCAUCUGUAUGACAGGGUUUUAAGUUUCUAUCAAACAUCGUUUAUUCAAUGUCUUCCGUCUCUUUUUCUGUGGUUCUUGCUUUUAAUCAAAGAAUUAAUUGAUGGCCUGCAUGCUUGCUGACCAUUGCUCUGCUUCUAUCACUGCUCCUCCUGGGGUAUCCUUUUAGUUUGGAGAUAGGGGGAAGGGUUGUAAUUGUUAAGAUUCGAAUUUUAAAACUGUUGGUUCAUAACUAAGCUUGGGGUUUAUGAUGCAUUUCUCUAAUAUUCACCAUUCUGUUUGCUUUCCAAGAAGUGAAUUUUCACCAUCAAAUUACAAACGGCAAAUUCGCUAACAUUGUUAAAUCUCUUUCGAUUCAAUGAACUUAGGCUUGAAUAGACAAGAUUUAGGUUCUUUAUAUCUGUUGGAACACAAUAUCAGACAUAUAUGUUGAUCAAUUUAGCAGUGUUGAUCAACUAAUCAGUCGUGGGGGUAUCUAAGUAGCAAGUGGCCUGGCGCUGCCUUUGCUAGUUUCAACCUCUUUUGUUUAUACAACCUUAACUAUAUUAUCAUUUUUGAAUGCUUUUAGCAUAUGUUAGAUGCUUGAAGUUUGAACCGUUAAAUUUGCUUUGCUGAAGAAUACUUCGCUGACUAUUCUUAUUCAGACUCGGAGCAAUUACCAGCUUAUUGGUUGUCUUCAGGAUAUUGUUAUUGCUGGAGCUACAAAAGAGAAGGGAAUUUGUUCUAUCCCGAAGGGACCAUUAAAAUCUGAAGCUGGCCAACAUGGACUUUGAAUAUGGACGUAAUUACUGUGCAUUUUGGGGUCUUUAAAUUAAAGUGUCUAGUGAUCGGGAUUUCUAGUUACAUUAUCUUUUGUUGUUACAACUCGAUGGAAAUGAGGAAAGGGAUUUCUGAUUUAUUAUGUUGUCUGGCCUUUUUCUGCUUGUCGACUUCUACAUUGGUUUCAUCAAAUCAUGUCGAAGUACCGGCUUUAAUGGACAUAAAAAGUUUCCUGGUUGAUCCUCAUGGGGUUCUUGACAGUUGGGAUGACUCCAGUCCUGAUCCAUGCAGCUGGACUAUGGUCACUUGCUCUCCUGAUGGCCUAGUUGUUGACCUAGGAGCUCCAAGCCAGGAUUUGUCUGGGACUCUUGCGCCUGCCAUUGGGAACUUGACCAAUAUCGAGCAUUUGCUUCUACAGAACAACCAUAUAUCAGGACAUAUACCAUCUGGGAUAGGGAGCCUUUCUAAGCUUCAAACUCUUGAUCUAUCUAACAAUACAUUCUCUGGUCAAAUUCCCAGCACCAUUUCUCAUUUACAAAGCCUCCAAUACCUGAGGCUGAAUAAUAACAGUCUUUCUGGAGAAAUUCCUGCUUCCUUGUCUAAUUUAAUGCAGCUUAAGUUUAUAGACUUGUCCUUCAAUAAUUUUAGUGGUCAUGUGCCCAUAUUCCCAGACAAAAUGUUCAACAUUGAAGGAAACCCUUAUAUUUGCACCGAUGGAGCUGAGAAAGUUGGAUGUGCAGAUAGGGAUACAGCAUCAUUGCCCAGCAGUAGCAAGGCCAAACUGACUUACCCAUCAGGGAUAUACAAUUCUGGAAUUUUUUAUGUAAUACUUGGCUUCUUAUUCUCUUGAUGUAUUCUCCACCAUUAACUACUCUUGAGAUGUUCAUUCUAGGUAAAUAAAUCUGGAAUUGUAGUAACCAACCAUAUGAAAAUGGAAUCAUACCAUAGAAAGUGUACUGGUGAAAGCUGCAAAGGCAUGAAUAGUCACUGUUAGAUAAUGGAACUGAAGAUCAGGAGGUUGAGGAGAUUGGUGUGUGUGUGUGACUAUCUGGGCUAGGGUCAGGUUUGAAAUUUGUGUCCUUCACAAUCCAUUCUUCAAUCCAACAAUGAAUAAGAAAUUAAAGCAUGCUGAACACCUUUUAACUAGCAUUACAUAUACUCCUUUCUUUGUUUAUUUAUUUAUUUAUUUUGGAUAGAUCCACUGUUUUAUUUCAUUUUAAUUCUGGUUGGAAGUUGGUGCCUCCAUUUUACCACUGUUUCGACUUUUCUUGUUUCAUAAUCUCAUCUACCUUUAAUGCAUAUAAAAUUGAAUCCAGUAGUAAAAACCUGAUGCCAUUCUCUUUGAUUGGGUUUAGGGUUCAUGUAUUGUAGCCUUCUACCAUGUCAAACUCUUGCUGAAAACUUCUUGACCUACCAAAACUCGGGAUUCCAAAAUUAAUAUUUUGACUAGGCAGGAAUUCAGGAUAUGAAUCAUAGCUGGUAACUAAAAAUAUUUUGCCAAUCAAUCAAUUGCAUUCCAAUCUUCUGUGCUGAAGCCAAUAUUUCUGCGUGUGUUCCCUCAACAAAAUAAGGUUUU